AUGAUCGAUGCACGACUCAACUUCAAGCAGCAAGUGGAACAUGUGACUGUCAAGGCAUCUGGGGUUAGAUCUGCAUUAUCACGCCUUAUGCCCAAUAUAGGAGGUCCUAAGCAGAGGAAACAAGCAUUAUUUUCAUCGGUGAUUACGUCGGUACUCACCUACGGUAUCGCUAUUUGGGCGCAUGAACUCCAAGUAAAAGAGAAGCGACGCAAAGUGGCAGCUGUUUACCGACUGACUGCCCUCAGAGUUGCCAGUGUAUAUCGCACUUUGUCCGACGAUGCCGUGUUCUUCAUAACCGGAAUGAUGUCGAUCGAAGUAUUAGCUGAGGAACGAAGAUCCUUGUACCGGAAAAAAAAGAUCGCCCUCACUGAGCCCAACUGA
Diachasma alloeum is the source of this 381-nucleotide messenger RNA. RefSeq lists its product as uncharacterized. The transcript has a single exon. The record is from RefSeq and is a predicted model, not a curated record. NCBI's taxonomy places the organism in Eukaryota, Metazoa, Arthropoda, Insecta, Hymenoptera, Braconidae. The coding region runs from base 1 to 381 and encodes 126 amino acids.